AUGGUGUGCUCCGGACUCUGGACUCUCCAGAACCCAGACUCUCCACUCCUCAGACUCUCCAGACCCCAGACUCUCCAGACCCCAGACUCUCCAGACCCCAGACUCUCCACUCCUGAGACUCUCCAGACCCCAGACUCUCCAGACCCCAGACUCUCCAGACCCCAGACCCCAGACUUUCCAGACCCCAGACUCUCCAGACCCCAGACUAUCCAGACUCUCCAGACUCUCCAGACCCCAGACUCUCCCGACCCCAGACUCUCGUUGGUGCUAAACUUUCCCCAGUUCUGCCCUGAACACGACCCCUCAGCCCUCCUCAGCCCUCCUCAGCCCUUCUUAGCCAGACUUGCUUGUACCUAUAACUGGUUCUGUGCGGCUGAUGGUGUCUGA
Messenger RNA from Knipowitschia caucasica, 387 nucleotides. Lineage: Eukaryota; Metazoa; Chordata; Actinopteri; Gobiiformes; Gobiidae. The record is from the annotation of a GenBank genome assembly.